Molecule: messenger RNA, 1710 nt
Organism: Fusarium sp. VM40
Lineage: Eukaryota; Fungi; Ascomycota; Sordariomycetes; Hypocreales; Nectriaceae
Source: the annotation of a GenBank genome assembly
AUGAAGUCUUUUCUCUCCCUGGCUCUCCUGCCUCUGGCUGUUAUAGCCGCCGAUAUAUCCAGCGACUCUACUGCUGAUUACGCCUCCAGCGCCAAGUGUCGCUGUCUACCAGGCGACGCUUGCUGGCCGUCCAAUAGUGCGUGGGCCAAGCUUAACACCACCGUUAGUGGCGCCCUCAUCAAGACGGUGCCCAUUGGCUCACCUUGCCAUGAUCCCACCUACGAUGAAGCCGCCUGCGCAGCCCUACAGGACUCGUGGACGCUUGUCGAGACUCAUAUAGAGUCCUCGUCUUCGAUAAUGCAGCAGUUCUUCGCCAAUCAGAGCUGUGACCCAUUCUUGGCUCAGGAACGGCCUUGCACUCUCGGAAACUACGUCAACUACGCGGUCAAGGCUACCAACGCCAAGCAGGUAGCUGCUGCGGUGCAGUUCGCCAAUGCCAACAAUAUCCGUCUCGUCAUCCGCAACACUGCACACGACUACUUUGGUCGCUCUACUGGCGCUGGCUCCCUCGCUAUCUGGACCCAUCACAUGAAGAGUGCAGAGGUUGUCCAAUGGGCUGACAAGCUCUACACUGGUCCUGCGUUUAAGCUUGGUGCUGGUAUCCAGGGUGCCGACUCUGUUGAGUUCGCCGCUUCCAAGGGCCUCACCAGUGUCCCUGGCGAGUGUCCUACUGUUGGCCUUGCUGGCUUCACUCUUGGCGGUGGUCACUCUCCUCUCAGCACCAGCUUCGGUCUUGGCGCGGACAACACCCUCGAGUUUGAAGUUGUCACUGCGGCCGGCCGAGUUGUCCGAGCCUCGCCCAACGAGAACAGUGAUCUCUACUGGGCGUUGAGUGGUGGCGGUGCUGGAAACUUUGCUGUUGUUACUUCCAUGACUGUUCGAGCUCACAAGACUACUACCAUCGGUGGUGCCACUCUUGGCCUUGGUGUUGGCACUGAUAAGGAGGCCUUCUAUGCUGCUAUUACCAAGUUCCACGAGCUUCUGCCUGCUAUGAUUGACCAGGGCCCUACUGUUGUCUACCUCCUUACCGCUGCUGGUCUUUCUAUCAAGCCUGUCACUCUGGCCAACUCAACUGGCGACUUCGUCCGUGACAACGUUCUCGCUCCUUUCACCGACUACCUUACCAAGAACGGUCUUAAGUUCAGCGUGUCCUACACCACAUUGAGCUUCCGUGACCACUACGAGUUGUACAACGGCCCUCUUCCCCUCGGCCACAUCGAGGCCUCUCAGUUCCAGUACGGCGGCCGUCUCAUCCCUCGCUCGGUCCUCGAGAACAACAACGUCGAGUUCAACAAGGUCAUCCGCAACCUGACAUCCAGCGGCCUCGUCCUCGCCGGCAGCAGCGGAAAGUUCGCCAGCUACCCUGGCAUCUCUAACGCUGUGCACCCAGCCUGGCGCAAGGCCAUCAUGUCCAUGCAGAUGGGCACCCUCUGGGACUCCACUCGCUGGAGCGACAUGCUUGCUGACCAGAAGAAGAUCACCGAGGUGUACAUGCCUCAGAUCAUCGCUGUCACACCAGGAAGCGGUACUUACAUGAACGAGGCCGACUUCAAUCAGCCAAACUGGCAGGAUGUGUUUUACAGCACCAACUGGAACCGUCUUCUGUCUAUCAAGAAGAAGUGGGACCCCAAGUCUCUGCUGUACAACCAUAAGGGUGUUGGCAGUGAGGUUUGGAAGGUUGCUAACGACGGCCGCAUGUGCAAGGCUUAG